Salvia miltiorrhiza (redroot sage) is the source of this 1173-nucleotide messenger RNA. RefSeq lists its product as uncharacterized. Bases 1 to 1173 code for a protein of 390 amino acids. The record is from RefSeq and is a predicted model, not a curated record. The transcript is spliced from 2 exons. NCBI's taxonomy places the organism in Eukaryota, Viridiplantae, Streptophyta, Magnoliopsida, Lamiales, Lamiaceae.
AUGCCGGCAGACGAAGUAAUAGGGUUCCAGUCAUCGGAGGAGGAAACAAGCUGGCUUCGGUUUGCUUACACAGGUUAUCUGAAAGAGGACUUCGUUUGGGAAGAGUUCGGAGAGGAAAUUUGCAGUGAAUGCGCCAAUCAUCUUAAAAUUGCUCCGUUGGGCGGCAAUCAGGUUCUCAUACAAGGUACUCAACAGACCCCGAUCAACGAAAUCUUAAAAGACCUCGACGAGUGGUCUUCUUUUUGGUUCGAAUGGCUCCGACCAUGGUCAUAUGUGGAUAUGAACACUCAAAGGAACGUCUGGACAAGGUGGUACGGCGUUCCGCUUAGGGCUUGGAACUCCAGAUUCUUCAACAUCAUCGGAGCUCAUGUGGGCAGGGUUCUGAAGAUCCAUGACAAGACCCUGAAUAGGCUCAGUCUGGACAUCGCACUCAUUCAAGUCUCCACUGGCCUCUCUCCCAUUGAUAGAGUCUUCGAAUGCAAUAUCGAUGGCGCAAGGUUCAAGAUCAGGGUGGAGGAAGUCAGAAGUUCUAUAAUACCAGAACCUCUCCCGGAGUGGGGUGGGUGCUCGGAGUCGGAAACCGAAACGAUAGUCUCAGCAUCGGAAGAGGAGUUCGACGUCUCUCACAAACCGGCGUGCGCCCAGAUCGGAACCAAUGGCGACAAGACUCAGGGGUUAGAAAGUGAAGCCGGCCUUCUUGAAGUUGUUUCACAGCCUAGUUCUUCCCCUUCGGAAGGCGAUCCGGCCCAACCAGAUCUCUCUCUCACAAAGCUUUGUAAGUCCGACGCUUUCAGACCACAUCAGAAAAAGAAGACCGGGGGCGAAAAUCACCUGAAAUUGGGUUUGAACCGAUUCCUAUCUCAGAAAAACAGGAUGGCAGCUUCCAAAAAGAAGGAAAAGAGGAAGGAGGCCAGGAUGGGAUCACCUCGUCUCACUCCUCACGAAUCUGACAGAGUUGACAGUGGACCGGGCGAAGUCAGGGAUCUUCCAAACCAGACUUCGACGGGCUUCAAAGAAAUUCUCUCAAACGCCGAGACUGAAUCCAAAAUCAUGGAGUUUGGGCAGAAAUUAGGAAUCCAGUGCAAUAAGGCGGAUCUCGCUGUGCUGAAAGAAGUGACCCACGAGCCAGCUAAUGUUGGAGUCCAGGAGAUUUCGGAAAAUGUGGAUCAAUGA